UCUUAAUUCAGUCGCAAAAAUGAAAAUCUUCCUCUUAUUGUGUCUUUUUCUUCCAAGCAUUUACGGAAAACCUCAAAUUGAAGUAUUUACGUGUCAGCAACCACAAAGCACUGAAUGUCUCUUCGACAACGUGAUCAUCGAAGAUGACGGAAUUUUCCUUCCCAAAUCGCACAACGAUCGAAUCAUCACAAAAGUCACGUUCAAAUCUUCUGUCGUGCCAACUUUAUCUUCCGUCAUCUGCGAUCAAUUCCCAAAUUUGCAAGUUCUCGAUGUGCGUCAUUCAUCAUUGCGAAAAAUUCUCGAAGGAGCUCUCGAUGGAUGUACCAAGCUACGCGAAAUUUAUCUUCAGGACAAUUGGUUGAAAGAGCUUCCGGAAAAUUCGUUUCACAAAAACUCGCAUUUGGAGCAAAUUUACUUGAACAGCAACAAUUUGACGGAAAUUCCUUUGGAGCUUUUCAAAGGUUUGCGUUCCUUGCAGAAAAUUGAUUUGUGUGCGAAUCGUCUUUCGCGCUUGCCUGCCGUGAUUUUUGACGAUUUGAUAUCCAUGGAAAGUUUGGAACUGUUGAGUAAUCCCUUGUUGUCACUUGAAAUCGAGGAAAUGUACGUCGAAAUGCCGAAAUUGAAGUACACUCUGUUCGAUGAUUUGGAUUUGCCAUGUUCGCGAGCUGCUGAAGUUACAAAUUUUCUGAGUCAGAACAACAUUUAUAACUCUUAUCAAGGGAGUUAUUCGGACAAUCAUUCGAGAUCCCAAUCGGAAAUUCAACGAAAACGUAUUUAUGUGGCUUCAAGUGCGGGAAAUUAUUAUUGCAUCAACGAUGAACAACAUGAACGAGAAGUUUACAUAAGAGAAACACUUCCAAAAAUUCUCAAUGAAUGUGGAUUGCAAAAAAAUAUUUAAAAAUUUAUCGAUUUUUUUUUUUAAUU
Molecule: messenger RNA, 924 nt
Organism: Culicoides brevitarsis
Lineage: Eukaryota; Metazoa; Arthropoda; Insecta; Diptera; Ceratopogonidae
Product: toll-like receptor 3
Exons: 1
Coding region: 20-898 (292 amino acids)
Molecular function (GO): protein binding
Source: RefSeq, a predicted model, not a curated record